AUGGGCUCUUGCAUUAGCAAAUGCAGGCCAAAAAAGAAGUUCAAGAGAGACUGCAAUUGCAUGGAAGAAGAUUUUAGCCAUGUUCAAGAAAAGCUUGUGAUUUCUCAACCACCUUUACCAAUUCAGAAUCCAGUUUCCCCAUCCCCUUCUGUUGCUUCUAGUACUUCAUUUUCUUCUGUUUCUGGUGCUAAUAGUAGCACUAGCAGUGGAUUUUCAAUGGCUUCGUCGUUAUCAUCUUCAUCGUCGUGUUCAUCUUCGAUUCCGGUCUCCAAGGAUAGGUCAUUUUCCAACGAGUUCUUGUGGUCUUGUGUGAAAGAAAAUCCACAAAUAAUUGGCAGGAAUUUGAUCAAAGGAAAUCUUGAGAAGUCUAAUAUGAACAUGUCAAGUAAAGUUCAUCCUUGCAAGUUUGAUUUGCCCAUCAAACAAGCGAUUCCAGAGAGGCAUGGGGGAUCAACACCAAAGAAAAGAGCUCGAGCAAAUUCGCCCACGCUUGUCAGACAAAAAAGCUUCAGGAAAGAGCCUGAACAUAAGGUGAGUUCUUCUCCUACAUAUCAACUUCCAAGCAGAACUUUGAUGAUGCGAUCGCCUUCACCAAGUCGAAGAUUCACUGGCGACAGCUUUAGAGAUUCACCGAUGAAUACAACAAAAGAGAUUUACUCCAGAAGAGCAGCUGUUCCUAAAGCAAAUUCCAUUAAUCCUAUUCCUACAUCUUCUUCAAUCAUGAGGAAAGACAGUUUUAGGAUUCCACCUAGUCCAAGUUAUGAUGUGGGUAAAAGCAACACAAUCUUGAAGAGUAGGGAGGCUUUGAUCACUCAACAGAUUGGUUCAAGGAAUUCUCCAAUUGCCGUUGGACACAAGGAGGAAAACCAAGAUGUGGAGUCAAUGGUGGUGGAAGAUGUUAACAAUCCGCUUAUUGCCUUGGAUUGUUUUAUUUUCCUGUAA
Molecule: messenger RNA, 942 nt
Organism: Coffea arabica (coffee)
Lineage: Eukaryota; Viridiplantae; Streptophyta; Magnoliopsida; Gentianales; Rubiaceae
Source: RefSeq, a predicted model, not a curated record